AUGAACGCGAAGGCCACCAGGCGAGGAGUCAAGAAGAGUCGUGGAGGCUGCUCCAGAUGCAAAUCGCAGCAUUUGAAAUGCGAUGAACGACGUCCUAAAUGUGGACGAUGCGAGCGCCUUGGUGUGAUUUGUCCAGGCUAUUCGCAGCCGUUGAAGUGGUCUACAAAGCACGAAGUCGUAGCUCAAGCAACGACGCCAGCAACAUAUCAAACUCCGGUGGAGACUCCGCAGGACAUACAAGAGCAUAGCUUUCCACUCUCUCCCGCUAUUGAUCUAUUGGAUUGGUCGAGAACUCCAUUUCCGUCUUCUUUGCCGCAGCAGGUAGCAGAGACCCAGCCUGAAAUCGCGCAAAACGAGCUCGAUCCAGCUCCAUUUGAGGCAUUCCCGGAACCCGGAUUUGAUUGGUCUCAGGCCCACCUGCCCUUCGAUCUCACGGAUCAUGAUCUGAAUAUGCAGCUCGUGCGACAAGACAGUCCUGAGGCACGAUCACAGCCAUUGUUGAGAUCUUUGGGUGCAAGAGUGCAGGAGACGACUUCAAGGAUCCAGAAUUCAAUCUUCCAUGAACCUUCGGAGCUGCUGUCCUACUACUUCAAAGUCGUGCCUCAACUCUAUUCUAUGUUUGACAGCUCCAAGAACCCAUUUCGCUCUGCUGUGUCGAACGCAUUCAACGACUCUUUAGCAGUCAAUUUGGCAGCUCAAGGCAUGGCGGCGGCAUGCCUAGUCGAAGUCCAUCCCCGCUUCUCUGCUAUUGGGACCCAACUACGGGAGCAAGCCUUGGAGGCAGUGAAGCAUGAAACGGACCAGGAGUACAAUGCAAUGCUGGCGCUCACGAUGUCUGGUCCCACUGGAAACUGGUUUAGGCCACAGGACCUAGACAUCACCUCAUAUCGCACUAUGAGGGAAAGGCUUGACACUUUGGCCGCAUCGGGCGCUGUUGGUGAGAAGUAUACGUGGUUCCGGGAAGCCCUCGUUCAGUGGGACAUGCUCCUGGCAUACGCUGCCGACGCGUCGACUCUGCCGCCCAGUAUCAGGCUGCCGCGCGCAAUCGGACUCCCUGGAAGAAAGCAAACAGUACAUCCUUGGAACGGAGUAGCGCGUGAGACGCUGGAGAUCCUCGGAGAAAUAGGACGAUUGGUACGAAGCAAUAGGACGCGACACCUCAACCAGACUUUCAUUACCCAGGCACAUAUCCACCAGAUGGCUCACGAUCUCCAACGAGCCCAAGACCUCGAACAUCGUCUCCUGGCGGUGCAGUAUCCUGCUAUUGACGAAAUUGCCAGUACCGAGGAUGAGAACACCCCGUUGUGGCAUGUCACCACCUUGGCUGAGCUACAGCGCUAUGCCGGGCUGUUGCAAUUGUACCAUGUCUUUCCCGACUUGCUAUCGGCAAGAUUAGAUGUGCAUCACUUGGAUUUGGACGACGCGCAAACGAUCUCCGCCUUGAAUCAGCAGCGGAGCCAAUGGCGGACUUCCUUCGCUCUUGAGGCGUUGCGCAUGCUUGAGACCAUUCCAUUCGAGACUGGCAUCAAAGACUUUCAGCCUUUCCUUCUUGUGGCUUUUGCAAGCGAAUUAGUCUGCGAGGGGGUCCAAAGCACCGAAUUUCAGCUGGAGAUACCUACUACAGACAGCAAUAUUAGUAAGGAGUUUGCUGAGGUUGCGAUGAUGCGAAAGUUCACGAUAGAUCGUCUCUCUUCUUUGCUCCGGACUAUACCGCCCAAGCCUAUUCGCAUAUGCCUUGACAUCGUAAAGGAAACCUGGAGACGAAUUGACAACGGUCAGCCGCAGGUCUACUGGCUGGAUGUUAUGAUCGAGAAUGGCUGGGAGACAAUUCUCGCUUGA
Molecule: messenger RNA, 1839 nt
Organism: Fulvia fulva
Lineage: Eukaryota; Fungi; Ascomycota; Dothideomycetes; Mycosphaerellales; Mycosphaerellaceae
Product: Beauvericin cluster-specific repressor BEA4
Exons: 1
Coding region: 1-1839 (612 amino acids)
Biological process (GO): positive regulation of transcription by RNA polymerase II
Cellular component (GO): nucleus
Molecular function (GO): DNA-binding transcription factor activity, RNA polymerase II-specific; zinc ion binding; transcription cis-regulatory region binding
Source: RefSeq, a predicted model, not a curated record